UGAAUUCUACUUUCAUAAUAAAUACGACAUCCACACGCUUUCUUCUUAUCUAAUACUUGUACGAAACAUACAACCAUGGGUAAAUCUAACACUGAUAUCCUGCUGGAUGCAGGGGUCGUCGAACUUCUGAGCAGCAUGGAUGCCUUUUUCAUCCAGCAGCGAAUUCGUAUGGUGGAAGCUGUUACCCAGGGCUGCAUCGAACAAGCAAAUGUCUACGAUGUCUUCAACAAGGAAACCAAUAAGCGUGUCAUGGUGAGUUCAUUUAGCUAUCACGAUUGUGGUAAUUUCAUGGUUAUGCAUUCUGUUCCAAUGUAUGAUAUCACGGCAUUGUGCUUUGCGCACUAAUUUCAGUGAAAUCAAUCCGCCGUCCUCUCACAUUCCUUCCCGUUGUUUCAAUUCUGUCCUUGCUGCGUUUGCUUUCUGUCCGUACCCCUCGUGCAGAUCAUCAAGGAAGAAUCCGACGGCUGCUCCCGCUGCUUCUGUGCACCCAACCACUCUAUCUUUGUCAAGUUCUACAUGGUGGGCAGCGACGCCCCGGAAAUCAAGCCUGGUGAAAAAAUUGACUGGUCCUACGAACCAAGUGGGGCCCCUUUCAUGACCUUCGAACGGGAAGGAUGCGAUUGCUGCUUCAAAGGCGCUUGUCCCAAGCCUUGCAUAGGUUGUUAUGCCUGCACCGAGGGAUGCAGGGACAUCGGUACCCUUCACGCCGGUGAUUUGGACGGCAAGCCCGGAGAAAAGGACGGCAAGCGGGAACGUGUCAGCCUUAUCGGAGAAUCCAUCCAGCCGAAGGGCGGUGGUGGCUUCAAGCCAGUUAUGCAGAUGAUGGACCGUGCUGAUCCUAGCGAUGGAGCCGAAGGAAAAACGGAACUCUUCGCCGCCUCCCGUGGACCAUGCGUAACGGGUGGAUGCUCAGCUCUUUGUUGCAGCUCUCCUUUUGGAGUCGCUGUAGCCGACCAGAGUAUGUACGAAAACUCUUCCAAGCUCCACAAGCAAAACUUUGGUGACUAUGCCACAAUCACCAAGAUCAGGCCCAAAAAGUUCAGCCAGGCCAUGCGUGAGGUCUUCACCGACAGUGAUAUCUUUGACGUCACCUUUGCCCAAAAGUCUGUCUCGGCCCAGCAAAAGGCAAACAUCCUGGCUCACAUUAUCCACCUCGACUACAUGUUUUUCGAGAGAGAUGGCGACAUGUGCGGAAACGACGAAAACGGAUCUUACAUCAACAUUUGCAAUUGGUUCUGCUACGGAUGCAUCUGUCCAUGCAAGUGCUACUGCAAGUCCAGCAGCUAGCUCAUCAACUGAAUGCUUUGUCUACUUCAAGGCGUAUAUGUCAUUUUCAUCAUUAUUUCGUGAAUAAACAUUUGGAUAGGAGAUAGUCGAGGGAACCUCUUUCACGUUGGGUUGUUUGGGACUUGAAGGUCAUGCUCCGUGCAAACAAAUUGAAGACAAUGAUUCCGAACAACCUGCACGACCAAUGAGUCAGAGCAAUAUUAAAAGUAGUAGUGAAAUAUAAUUUGGUAUUUAUU
Molecule: messenger RNA, 1523 nt
Organism: Pseudo-nitzschia multistriata
Lineage: Eukaryota; Bacillariophyta; Bacillariophyceae; Bacillariales; Bacillariaceae
Source: the annotation of a GenBank genome assembly